UCCCUUACCUAAAGAGAAAAACCGCCUUUCUUUUUGUUGGUAAACCAUGCCUACUUUUUUGUUCUCUCUCUUUUUUUUUAAUGAUUUGUUUAAUAUAAUUUGUUUGUUUGUAAUUUAUGAGUGUCUCUUUCGUAAGUGAGAUGAUUGAAUUUGUGGGUAACAUACAAAAGUAUUUUAAUCUAACGGAUGUCGACUAAUUAGCCGAAUUUUGUGAGUGGUUUUGUUUUCCAAAAGAAGUAUUUAUUAGUUUUUACCGUAUCUAAUUGAAAUUUAAUUAUAAAAAAUUCAAAACCUACGUUUGAACACCAAAACCCUAGUUUUACAUCGUCAAAACUCUUUUCAAUCCAUUGCAUCCUGUACCCGUGUUUCAAUCUUUCCAUGUCGUCGGAGAAGAAGGAAUCAGAAGGUAUCGCCCUUCUUUCUAUAUAUGGCGAUGAAGACGACGAUAUCGAAGAAGAUGUUGAGAGAGACAAUGGCAGCAACACGAACGAUGAUUCAGAGACCCUUAAUAAUACCAAUAUCAUUAAGGGUGCUGUUGUUAAUUUGGAUUCUGGUAAUGAUAAUACAACACCGGAUUCGAUUGGUAAUUUGACACAUCCGCCUCCUGCAGUUCAACAAGCAAUUGGUGAUAAAUUGCAAGAAAAGUUCAUUAAAUUUCUCUUAAUAAAGAAGAAAACGGGGAGAAGCUUUAAUUCUGAAUUGCGUAACAGGAAAGAUUUUCGCAACCCGGAUUUCUUGACACACGUUGUGACUUAUCAUAACAUCGAUGAGAUAGGAUCUUGCUUGAGUAAGGAUGUUUUUAACGUCCAUGGUUGUGACAAAAGUGACUUUUAUGAUGAAAUCGAGGUUGAUUUUGAUUUGAAGAGAGAAGCAAAGAGAAAAGACGAAGAGAAAAAGAAAAUCCAAAAGAUUGAUUUUCUUUUUGGGGGUGGUGGAUCAAACCCAGUCUCAGUUGCUGUUGAUAUGGCAACUCGCGAGGGUCGGCUGAAUAAGAAGUCGAAGUGGGAUAAUUGACUUUCUUGACACUACAAGAUAGGUCCUAAAAAUAUUUCUAUAUAAUUUGGGUAAAUAUUAAAAUUUAGGCAGAACAAAAUGAUAUGAAAGUGGAUUCAAAAUCAAUCAAGACCCACAUGGAUUGAAUUAGAAUAAUAAAAUACAUGAUUUUGUUUUCUUGUAAUUUUGCAAGGUAAGUUGCAUAUGUUGUUUGAGGUGAC
Lactuca sativa (garden lettuce) is the source of this 1214-nucleotide messenger RNA. RefSeq lists its product as uncharacterized. Gene Ontology annotation, biological process: regulation of DNA-templated transcription. Gene Ontology annotation, cellular component: nucleus. Lineage: Eukaryota; Viridiplantae; Streptophyta; Magnoliopsida; Asterales; Asteraceae. The record is from RefSeq and is a predicted model, not a curated record.